Echinops telfairi (small Madagascar hedgehog) is the source of this 1490-nucleotide messenger RNA. RefSeq names its product cytochrome c oxidase assembly protein COX11, mitochondrial. Gene Ontology annotation, cellular component: mitochondrial inner membrane. Bases 16 to 843 code for a protein of 275 amino acids. NCBI's taxonomy places the organism in Eukaryota, Metazoa, Chordata, Mammalia, Afrosoricida, Tenrecidae. The record is from RefSeq and is a predicted model, not a curated record. Gene Ontology annotation, molecular function: copper ion binding. The transcript has 4 exons.
UGGGUUCCGCACGCUAUGAGAGGGCUCUGGCUCACGCCAUGGAGGAGCUUCGAGCUGUGUGCCGGGCGCUGCAGUCGCGCCGCGUCCCUGACCACGGCUGGAAAGAGGCUAGAGCCUCUUCUCAGCCCGUGGCGCAGUGGCACCCGAGCUCCUGACAGGGGGCUGAGGCGACUCGGGACGUGGAGGCUCCGGAGCCAGGCGCGGGGCCUGGCUUUGCAGCCGCCCCGGCGGCCGAAGAGCACGAACCCGUUCGCGCGCGCGCAGGAGGAGGAAUGGCGGCGCCGCAACAAGACCGUCCUCACGUACAUGAGCGCGGCCGCCGUGGCCAUGCUGGGGGCGUCCUACGCCGCAGUGCCCCUUUAUCGGCUCUAUUGCCAGACUACUGGACUUGGAGGGUCAGCAGUAGCUGGCCAUGGAUCUGACCAGAUUGAAAACAUGGUGCCUGUUAAGGAUCGUAUUAUUAAAGUAACCUUUAAUGCAGAUGUGCAUGCAAGUCUCCAGUGGAACUUUAGACCUCAGCAAACGGAAAUAUAUGUAGUGCCAGGAGAGACAGCACUAGCAUUUUACAAAGCUAAGAAUCCUACUGACAAGCCAGUCAUCGGAAUUUCUACAUACAAUGUUGUACCAUUUGAAGCUGGACAGUAUUUCAAUAAAAUACAGUGCUUCUGUUUUGAAGAACAAAGGCUUAAUCCACAAGAGGAAGUAGACAUGCCAGUGUUUUUCUACAUUGAUCCUGAAUUUGCUGAAGAUCCAAAAAUGGUGAAUGUUGAUCUCAUCACUCUUUCUUAUACUUUUUUCGAAGCCAAAGAUGGGCAUAAAUUGCCAAUUCCGGGCUAUAAUUGAAGUCAGCAACUAAAUCUGCGUCAAUUUGUGAUUUUUGAAAAAUCAUGUAUCUGACUUCUCAGAGAAGAAAUAUUUCUACUAUGUUGUAUUUAAUUAUUAUGUACUGAUGAUGGUUCAGCUUGCUCCCUUCCAUGCCCCGACAUCUUAACCACACUUAAAAUCAAGAAAACAGGUUUAGCUUUUACCAUAAGGAACCCACUUAGAGUGCCUACUUAAGAGUGUUUGACUACCACCAAACUCAAGAGACUGAUAGUAGUAAAUGACUGUAUAGCUUUAAAUAUAUGUAUAUGGAGGCAUGGACUUAAUGGUACAGUUUAAUUCAUUAGAUUGCUUCCACAUUUUGGCCCUUCAUACUUGUAUCAUUUGAAUACUUAAUGUUUAUUUUUAUCUAUACUCCAGAACUUCUGAACAGGUUGAUUAUUAAAUCUCUAAAACCAUUGGUUGUUACUUGCCUUCAGGGUGAAUAGUCAUUAUUUUUAGAGCUUAACAUGGAAGAGGUGUGUUACUUGCCCAAAGAUUGCAUUUUUUCUUCAAAUUCUUAUUUGUUUUACUUUUAAGAUCUAGGACUGCUUUAUAUUGAUUGUACCAAGUAAAUAAUUAGGUUGAAAUUGUGAUACCAUGAAAUAUAUAUAUAUGAUUAACUGUGA